Messenger RNA from Phacochoerus africanus (Common warthog), 1752 nucleotides. RefSeq names its product N-alpha-acetyltransferase 80, NatH catalytic subunit (gene NAA80). Gene Ontology annotation, molecular function: acetyl-CoA binding; N-acetyltransferase activity. NCBI's taxonomy places the organism in Eukaryota, Metazoa, Chordata, Mammalia, Artiodactyla, Suidae. The record is from RefSeq and is a predicted model, not a curated record. The coding region runs from base 302 to 1540 and encodes 412 amino acids. Gene Ontology annotation, cellular component: cytoplasm. Gene Ontology annotation, biological process: protein acetylation. The transcript has 2 exons.
GUUCCUAGUCGGAUUCGCUUUCGCAGCGCCACGACGGGAACUCCCCAAGGGCUGUUAUUGAGCGCCUAAAACGUGCAGGCGUUGGGACCCAAAGAGCACAGGAAAACUUUCCUCUCACUCAGAUUUCUGUCCAAAGGCGGCUGCUUCCCUGGGUGGGUCCUCAAUUUCAGGAAGCAACUCGAUCUGACCGCUACCAUGCUGACCUGGAGGGAGAUACCGGCGUAAGCCAAGACAAAGCUGAGCUGGGGUGUGACCUAUCUGGGCCUGGGGCGGGGCGAGACGGAAGUCCAGCCAACCCGAGAUGGACCCGGAGCUCGGUCCGAACUCAACUGGAGCAGGGCCUGGAAAAGCAAAGGCGGGAGGGGCAGAGGUGGAGCUAGCAUUGAACCCGCUUUGGGUUUGGUCUGCGUUAUUACGCGCCCGGCAGGGGACGGGGCCUGGACGCUCUGUAGUCGCCGCGACCGGGUGGUGCGCCGCGGGCGGGGACGGCUGCAGUGCGUCCGCCGCACCGCUAGGGGCCAGCGCCGAGAGAGGGAAGAAUCACAGCCAGAGCCAGAGCCAGCGAGAUACGGAGCCGUGCGGAGUGAGGACGCGGAGCAUCCCGGAGCCCGGCGUCAACAUACCCUGUUCACCAGGUGGAGUUGAUCCUGAGUACCAGCCCAGCCCAGCUGACUCUGGAUCCAGAGGUGACCCUGAGAUCCAACUGGCCAAGCUGACCCUGGAUCCUACACACCAGCCAGAGCUGACUCUGAGCCCCAGGCUAGAUGAGCUGACCCUGGGUUCCACAUGCCAUCCAGAGCUGACCCUGGAUCCUGCAUGCCAGCCAGAGGAGACCCCAGUCCCCAACCUGGCUGAGCUGACCCUGGAGCCUGUGCACUGCCGACCUGAGCUCCUGGAUGCCUGUGCCGACCUCAUCAACGAGCAGUGGCCCCGCAGCCGUGCCUCCCGCCUGCACUCCUUGGGCCAGUCCUCAGAUGCCUUCCCCCUCUGCUUGAUGCUGCUGAGCCCCCAUCCCAUGCCGGGGGCACCCCCCAUUGUGGUGGGCCAUGCUCGCCUCUCACGCGUGCUGGACCGGCCCCAGAGCCUCCUAGUGGAGACAGUAGUGGUGGCCCGGGCCUUGAGGGGCCGUGGCUUUGGCCGCCGCCUCAUGGAGGGCCUCGAGGCCUUUGCUCAGGCCCGGGGCUUCCACCGGUUACACCUCACCACCCAUGACCAGCUGCACUUUUAUGCCCAUCUGGGCUACCAGCUGGGUGAGCCUGUGCAGGGCCUAGUCUUCACCAGUCGGCGGCUGCCUGCCACUCUGCUCAGUGCCUUCCCUAAGGCCCCCUUUCCCCAGCCACCCAGCAAGGCUCCUAGCCUGACUGCUCAGUCUGCCCCAAGAGCCCCCAGGGGGCCAUUAGUGCCGCCCCCCCCUCCCCUGCCUGAGCCUGUGACCACCUUACCCCCACCCCCAGCAGGGCCCCUUCCACAAAGCCUGCUGAAGACACAAUACCAAGACCUGAGAGGAUGCCCCAUAUUCUGGAUGGAGAAAGACAUCUGAGGGCUACCUAGGGCAAGAUACUGACUUUCUGGGUCCUUUCACUGCCCAGGACAGUAGUAGCCUAAGCCUACUGGCCAUCCCUCAGCUCUAGCCCCUGAAGACAGCUUUAGCCUACCCAUAUUUCUUGAAUGCUAGGGGGGCCAGAGGGUGGCUCCAUGGCUGUGGCUCAGAGUGCUUAGUGUGGCUGAAUAAAGGCUUCUGUUGGGUGUGGC